Messenger RNA from Paramacrobiotus metropolitanus, 2212 nucleotides. RefSeq names its product glutamyl-tRNA(Gln) amidotransferase subunit B, mitochondrial-like. NCBI's taxonomy places the organism in Eukaryota, Metazoa, Tardigrada, Eutardigrada, Parachela, Macrobiotidae. Gene Ontology annotation, molecular function: glutaminyl-tRNA synthase (glutamine-hydrolyzing) activity. The coding region runs from base 302 to 1939 and encodes 545 amino acids. Gene Ontology annotation, biological process: glutaminyl-tRNAGln biosynthesis via transamidation; mitochondrial translation. The transcript has 4 exons. The record is from RefSeq and is a predicted model, not a curated record.
UUCUGUUUUCGACUUUUCAAGCUGAAUUUUAAGUUUAUUAGGAGUACCCAUCUUUUUACGCUGUCUUUGGUAAAAACGGAUGAUAUGUCUAUUAGAAACGGAGCUGCGAAAAAUGUCUAUUAAAUGUCUAUGUGUAAAAUGGCUUGGUUGUUCACUUAUGUUGGCGUGUUGGCGGUGUUGCCUCACUUGUAGACCGUCGCAGAUGUACGUACUGAAGUUGUCAAGUUGUGGUCUUUACCUUUUUAUGAUUUUAUCGUUGACUUCAUGACUUCACCCAUUUAUAAUUAAUUGCAAAUCUACCAUGACGAUGCACUUCACAAAAUGCCGAUUGCUCCGGCAAAUCCCAUCUCGUCCUUGUUUCCUCUUCCGCUGCAUUUCCACCACACCUUCGCCCAAAUCCUCACAAUGGCAGGGAGUUGUCGGACUGGAAAUCCACGCGCAGAUUGCUGCGAAAAGUAAACUCUUCUCCGGAAGCGGAACGACGUUUUCCGCGCCCACAAACACGCAAGUUUCACUAUUUGACUGCGCUACACCCGGAACGCUGCCAGUGCUGAACCGCCGCUGCGUGGAAGCUGCGGCGCUCACCGCCAUGGCGCUCAACUGCACCUUGCACCCAGUUUCCACAUUCGAUCGCAAACACUACUUCUACGCCGAUCUGCCCACCGGCUACCAGAUCACGCAGCGUUUUCAGCCCAUCGCCACCAAUGGCUGGAUGGAGUACGCCAUGUACGUUGUCGAUAGGGAUAAGGAGCCUCGAAUGCGGAAAGUCGGUAUCGAGCAGCUGCAGCUGGAGCAGGAUUCUGGGAAGAGCUUUCACAACGCAAAGGACGGCUACAGCUUGAUCGAUCUGAAUCGGGCUGGGAUCGGGCUGAUGGAGAUCAUUACGCGGCCGGAGUUCGAGAACGGGGAGCAAGCGGCGUUCUUCGUCCGUGAACUGACGUUAAUCCUGCGGGAACUGGGCGUGUGCGAUGUGAAGAUGUUCGAGGGAUCGUUGCGGGUGGAUGCAAAUAUCUCUGUCAGGAGGCCGGGAGAUCCGUUAGGAGUGCGAAGCGAGGUGAAAAAUCUCGCAAGUGCAAAAUUUGUUAACCGAGCGGUUGAUUAUGAAAUCGCCCGACAAAUUAAGCUGAAGGAAUCUGGCGGAGAAGUGGUGAACGAGACGAGAGGCUUUGACUUGUCAACCAGUACAACGUUCCCCAUGCGAGACAAGGAAAUCCUCCAGGAUUACCGUUACAUGCCUGAACCAAAUCUUCCGCCAUUGCGCCUUUUUGAUUCCUACUCGGGUCAGACUGUACCUGAACAUCAAGUGGACAUUGCUACACUGCGCACUCGUCUUCCCGAACCUCCGGCAGCCAAGCGUCAGCGCUAUAUUCAAGAACUCAAAUUAACCCCUGCGCAAGCAGUGACCCUCAUAUCGGCAGAGGGACUUCCGAAACUAUUUGAGGGGAUUCUCCAGAACGCUAAGUCACCAAAAACCACCCCGACCAAUGUGGCGAAGCAUCUGCUCACUGUGGCUUUGGCAACACUGAACGAUCUGCACGACACUCUCGUAAAUCGGCAGGUGGACGCGCAGCAGGUGGCUGUUCUGAUCGAUAUGUUGCACGAGGAAAGACUUCCUCGAGUGAUCUUUGUCAAAUUGUUGGACCAGUUGGUUAAACAACCUGAUGAAAUCAGGGAUGUGGAGGAGCACGUAAUACGGAACAAUUUUCUUCAAGUGAACGAUGAAGCAAGACUUGGAGCGUGGUGUGAUCAAGUUAUAUUGUCUCAUCCGGACAAAGUUGAACUCGUUCGUAAAGGCAAGGAUCGUGUGUUGAACUUUUUAACCAAUGAAGUUAAAAUUCUCUCUGAAGAUAGAGCCAAUUUGAGACAGACGAAAGUACUUCUGGACAAGAAGGUACGCGGUGAUGGACCUGUUAUUUUAAAUGAAGAUAAGGUGAAAUAAGCUAAUCGAUGUCAAGUACUUUAAAAUGCGAGUGCCGAUCCCAUUUGAUUUUGUACGUACAGUACGAUCGCGUGUUUGAAUGCACGGGUUGAGUUUCUAAAUAUCUCUGAAAUGUACAGGAGUUGCGGCAGUUUUCUGUGAUACCGUUGAGUUGCAAAAAGAAUAUUCUCGUAAACUGUAUGGCGUUUUGCAAUAAAUUUUGCUCUUGCUGUUUAGCACUAAAUACGGCGUGUAUCUCGCAUCAGUGUGUCGAAGUUGUGUCGACGUUGCUAA